This is a messenger RNA of Didymodactylos carnosus, 2980 nucleotides long. The record is from the annotation of a GenBank genome assembly. Lineage: Eukaryota; Metazoa; Rotifera; Eurotatoria; Philodinida; Philodinidae.
AGGCACAGCAAUAGUCGAUUUUAGGAAGAAUAGAAGAAAGAUAGAUUCGACGCCGAAUUUCAGUUGGAGCUAAUCCAAAGACACGAUUCAAUGCUCCGAGCUUGCGCCGACAAGCAAGAGCAAUGUCUUUGGCAUGAUCGUUCCACCUAAGAUCGUGCGAAACAAGAACACCAGGACAACGUACAGAAGACACAACAGAAAGAGGAACACCGUUGAGAUACAAUUGAUUAUAAACGUACGGAAAUAUGUUGAAAGAGACCAGCGACGAUAUCGUCUAGAACGUUUUAAAAAAAAGGAAGACACAUUGAGAAACAAGUUAAGCUCGAAAUUAAAUAGGAGUUCGGAGAUACUUGACAAGUCAUUGUGUUUCCUACGCUGUUAAAGUUUACGAUCGAUGACCUCCCCAUCGAUCAUAACAAUACCAUUCAUAACACGAUAAUGACACACUUUUACCGUGACUUUUUGAUAGUUUUGCCGUUAUUUUUCUUUACAGUGCAGUCAAGAGAAUAAAUGUAAUAUAAAACCGUUCUUUGCGUGUGCAGCACGUGGCUCUUUCGUUCCGAUGUAAACAUCAAGCAAGAAAAAUUAAUAGAACGAAGGAAAUCAUUGUAUUCAGUGCUAGGAUCAACGAGAACUGACGUAGAUAUAGUCUCUCCUUGAAACUCUGGAGCUAAAAGAAGACAACGAUUGGCUAUAUAUAUAUAUAUACAAUAUAUAUAUGGCAGAUAGAAUACAGAAUUGGUCGAAUGUUUAUUCAAUGAAAAGAGAGAAAGAAAAGAAUAUUAUCAUCGGUGGCCAUUUUUGGCAGGCAACUUCUUUCAUCUAACUGUGCUCUGUAAACAAUUGUAUCGUCGUUUUUUCCAAUAUUUCAAGUUCUCCAGUGAUCUUCAGUCGUCUUAUUCAUUAGAAUGGUUGUAAAGUAACUAUGACGAACAGCUUGAUAUGCUGUAAUGCCAUGCGAAAUAUAAAUCCCUUUUAAAAUGUUUUCUCUUUAUUCGGGUCAGAUGUCCGGACUUUGAUUGAAACGAAAUACUUUCAAACAGUUCCAUUUACUCUGUAUAGAAAUAAAUUACGACAAAAUCUAACUAAAUAUAUCGUGUAUAAUACUAGAAGAUGAGUGGGAGGUUGGCUUUUGUGUAAUAUUCAAUAGAAUGACCGUAGAAUUUUAGCAAAUGUCUACAAGAAAAAUUAUUUAUAUAAAGUGAAAACCUAAGGACUUUUGUCUCUAGAUAUUAGAAAGAAAAAUGAUGAGAAAAAAAUUGUUUGUCGUGUGACAGAAGAGUUCUUUGCCAGACAUUCUGAGAAAAAACAGGAUGUACAGCUAGAAAAUCUUACUAAAAAAAUGAAGCACAAAAGUUCGGACGUCUUAUCCUGUGGGAUAAUACGUAAUUAUAUUUUUCUUUGAACUGUACCUUAUUCGUCGAAUUUAGAUAAAAUCAAUAAUAAAAAAAUGGUUUUAUUAGUGUCCUCUCUCGACAAAUAUUUCUCGUUUUUGGACAAAAUUGAACCAAACAGAUUAUUGAUUGCAUUGAUCUCUUUUGGAUGGGCUGUAUCAUUAUGGGAACAUUAUUUAUCGUACAGACAGUACAUGAAUUAUAAACAGCCUAGAAAUGUACCAUUAGAAUUAGAAGAUUUGAUGACUGAAGAAGAAUUACAAAAAGCAAGAUCAUAUGCUAUUGAUAAAAUUCAGUAUAAUGAAAUUCACUCAUUUGUCUCCGAAAUAGAAACAACGCUUUUACUAGUAUUUGGGAUACUACCGUGGUUAUGGAACAACUGUGACAAUAUAUUAGUAAAAUAUGAUUAUAUUAAUUGUGAAAUAUUACAAUCAGUUCUGUUCCUUUGUAUUAUGAUAAUAUACUCAUCCAUCACAAAUAUACCAUGGUGUUAUUAUUAUAAUUUUGUUCUUGAAGAGCGACAUGGGUUUAACAAACAGACUAUUCUGUUUUAUAUCAGAGACACUAUUAAAAAAUUGAUUGUUUCACUCGUAUUGAGUAUAACUAUUGCUGCAUUACUCAUUAAUAUAAUCAAAAUUGGUGGUGAUUAUUUUUUUAUUUAUGCGUGGUUGUUUUUAACCAUAAUCGCAUUGACUAUUGCUGUUCUCUAUCCAAAUUAUAUUGCACCAUUAUUCGAUCAUUAUGAUACACUACAACAUGGAACAUUAAGAGAAAGUAUUGAAAACUUAGCAGCAAAAAUCAAUUUUCCAUUGACCAAAAUCUAUGUUGUUAAAGGCUCAAUAAAAAGUGCACAUAGUAACGCUUAUUUCUAUGGAUUUUUCAAAGCCAAACGUAUUGUUAUAUCCGAUACACUAAUAAAAGGUUAUGUAAUGAAAGGUGAUAACGACAAAAAAAAAGAUAACUUGAAUUUUGACACUGCAUCCAAAUCCAAUGUUAGUAGAGACAACUUAAUAUUAAAAGAACUAUCCGAAUCUAUUAUUCAAAGAAAAGUUGGUAUUAUUUUGGCAGAUAAGACUAGUGAAGAAAUUACGCCAUUAAAAAGUACAACGAAUCCAAUAGCACAAGAAAAGGGUUGUGAAAUAGAUGAGGUAUUAGCCGUACUUGCUCACGAAUUCGGUCACUGGAAAUUAAACCAUAAUGUGUUCAAUCUAUCCAUCUCAUUUUUAAAUUUACUCUUUGUUUUUGUUGUCUUUGCUGCUCUAUUUAAACGUUCCGUAUUAUAUCGUUCAUUUGGUUUUGAAGAAAGUUGUCCAAUAUUAAUCGGUUUACUUAUCAUAUUUCAAUACGUAUUAUCACCCUAUUUCGAAUCAUUUUCAUUUUUCAUGACGGUAUUAUCACGACGUUUUGAAUUUCAAGCUGAUCGUUUUGCAUCAAAAUUUCAUCAAGCUACGCCGUUAUGCCGUGCAUUAAAAAGAUUAGAAAAAGAUAAUUUAUCUUAUCCAUAUUCCGAUUCAUUAUACGCCAUGUAUCAUUAUUCACAUCCGGUAUUACUAGAGCGUUUAAAAGCUCUAAAAAAAACUCAAUAA